This is a messenger RNA of Perca fluviatilis (European perch), 1535 nucleotides long. Its product is annotated as cytochrome P450 2K1-like. Gene Ontology annotation, cellular component: intracellular membrane-bounded organelle; cytoplasm. The transcript is spliced from 9 exons. Lineage: Eukaryota; Metazoa; Chordata; Actinopteri; Perciformes; Percidae. Gene Ontology annotation, molecular function: heme binding; oxidoreductase activity, acting on paired donors, with incorporation or reduction of molecular oxygen, reduced flavin or flavoprotein as one donor, and incorporation of one atom of oxygen; iron ion binding. The record is from RefSeq and is a predicted model, not a curated record. Gene Ontology annotation, biological process: xenobiotic metabolic process. Bases 1 to 1518 code for a protein of 505 amino acids.
AUGGGGGUAUUAGAACUUUUUCUCCAGUCCUCCAGCUCUAUCUCCCUGUUGGGGGGUCUGUUGGUCCUGCUACUCGUCUACCUCAUCUCCUCCUCCAGCUUCAGCUCCAAAGAAGACAGUAAGGAACCUCCAGGACCAAAACCAUUUCCCCUAAUCGGGAACCUGCUGCAGCUUGACCUUAAGAGACUCUACAACACAUUACUGAAGCUUUCCAAGACAUAUGGAUCAGUGUUCACUGUGUAUUUGGGACCCCAAAAAGUGGUGGUCCUGGCUGGGUACAAGACGGUGAAAGAGGCACUUGUGAACUAUGCUGAUGAGUUUGGUGAAAGAGAUCCAAUGUUAAUAAUGCAGGAAUAUAAUGAAGGGCAUGGGCUUAUAUGGGCCAAUGGUGAUUCGUGGAAAGAGAUGAGGCGCUUUGCUUUGACUAACCUGAGAGACUUUGGGAUGGGCAAGAAGGCGAGUGAGGACAAAAUCAUUGAGGAAUGUGAACACCUCAUUGACGUUUUUAAGACAUUUAAAGGUGAAGCUUUUGAUACGACCCAAUCAAUGAACUAUGCGGUCUCUAAUAUUAUCUGCUCCAUUGUUUAUGGCAGCAGAUUUGAAUAUGAUGAUCCAGAGUUUACAUCCCUGGUAGAUCAAACCAACAGAUAUGUUCAACUUGUGGGCUCCCCGUCAGUACAGUUGUAUAACAUGUUUCCAUGGAUCGGUAAAUGGUUUGGAGGGAAGAAGGAAAUAGAGGCGAUAUUCGCUUUCAACAAGAAACAGAACUUACAGCUGUUCAGUCGUUUGAAAGAGACCCUCAAUCCACAGAUGUGCAGAGGCUUUGUGGACGCCUUUCUGGUCCGAAAGCAAAAUCUGGAGGAAUCUGGGAUUGCUAACAGUUACUUCAACGAACGCAACCUUAUGCAGACAGUUUUUAAUCUCUUUGCUGCUGGCACUGACACAACAGCAACUACUCUGAGAUGGGGACUUCUGUUUAUGGCCAAGAAUCCCAAAAUACAAGACCAGGUCCAGGAGGAGCUGAGCAGGGAGAUAGGAAGUCGUCAAGUGCAGGUUGAGGACAGGAAGAACCUGCCCUUCACCGACGCUGUCAUCCAUGAGACACAGAGACUGGCCAACAUCGCCCCAAUGGCAGUGCCUCACAAAACGAGCCAAGACAUCACCUUCCAGGGUCACUUCAUUAAGAAGGGUACCACAGUAUUUCCUCUGUUGACAUCUGUCCUGUAUGAUGAGAGUGAGUGGGAGAGACCACACAGCUUCUAUCCUGCUCACUUCCUGGACAAAGACGGGAAGUUUGUCAAGCGGGACGCCUUCAUGCCUUUUUCUGCAGGUCGCAGGAUUUGUCCUGGAGAGAGUCUGGCUAGGACGGAGCUCUUCAUCUUCUUCACCAGCCUCCUGCAGCACUUUCGUUUCACUCCUCCUCCUGGAGUUUCAGAGGAUGAACUGGAUCUGACUCCACGUGUGGGCUUCACCCUCAGCCCUUCACUCCAUAAACUGUGUGCUGUUUCCUGUAUGUGAGCAGUAGGGCUUGAAAA